Messenger RNA from Trypanosoma rangeli, 2028 nucleotides. Its product is annotated as Na/H hydrogen antiporter 1. The transcript has a single exon. Gene Ontology annotation, biological process: proton transmembrane transport. Gene Ontology annotation, molecular function: antiporter activity. The record is from RefSeq and is a predicted model, not a curated record. The coding region runs from base 1 to 2028 and encodes 675 amino acids. Gene Ontology annotation, cellular component: membrane. Lineage: Eukaryota; Euglenozoa; Kinetoplastea; Trypanosomatida; Trypanosomatidae.
AUGCUCCAUCCAAUGAAGGAGGAGGAGAGUCACGUUCCGUCCGGUUUUGAUACAAGAGAACAAGGACGCUCGGGCAAGGAGGAUGACAGAGGAAAUACACACAUUGGGGGAUCCCCACUUGAGCCCGUGAAGACCAACUCACGCGAACUUAGGGCUGAGGCGCAGGGUGCAAACGGCACGGCCUUGUUGGAAGCCGUGCCGGAGCACCUUCACUCGUUGGCACUUCGGAUUAACACAUUGAAUGAGGCGGAUCUUGUGACGAUUGCCGAAAUAGCGGAGGAAUACGCCAAACGUGGUGUAUACUCGUUACUCCCGUACACAGGGAGCAGCUGGUUUUUGCCACAGGUCCGAGAGGUGGAAGAAGGCGAAAGUCACUGGGGCAUUCAAUGUGGGGCCUACGGCAGACUCUCCGUGACGCUUGGGGGUCGCCGUUUGGUGUUGCCGGUUAUUAAUAUAUUCCUACGCAUCGGUAUGAUUGUGCUCUGUUGGUUUGCACUGUGGAAUGUCCUGCCUCAUUGGUUGGUGGAGCCAGGCGGCUAUGUGUGGGAUCCGGCCGUCGCCAUCUUCGUUUCUGCCGUAGUUGGGGGCUUGGUGUGUCGCGUGUUGCAGAUUCCUCCGCUUGUUGGCGUGCUCUGGAUUGCGAUCAUGUGGAACAAUAUCCCCUAUGAGAGCUGCUUGACGCAGGGUAUUGUGCUGCCGCUUAAAGACAUUGUGUCGAAAAUGGGGUUGACCGUCAUCAUGGCACGUACUGGCUACUCCCUCACCUUCAAGGGGAUCCGGCCGCACUGGAAGCAAAGUCUUAUGCUGGCCAUCCUUCCUUAUGCUGGCGAGGGCGUUGCACACAGCCUGAUUGCAAAUAAAAUAUUUAAUUAUGGUGAUAACUAUCAAUGGGCCUUUCUGCAGGGGAUGGUGUCUUCCAUAGUUUCCCCCGCUGUUGUGGUUCCUGGCACGCUAUAUCUGCACAAGCUUGGAUACGGUCACGGCUGUCAAGCCUUUUCCCUGCUGCUUUCUUCUGCCGGCCUGGAGGUUGUGUUUGGGGUGUGGGCAACUAAUUUUAUUAUUGGGUUGCUCUUCUAUGAUCAGAAACUUGCCUUAUCGAUUGUGUUGGGCCCCGUUCAGUUGAUUGGUGGCGGUGUCCUGGGCAUUGCUCUUGGCGUUCUUUUUUUCUACUUUGUGGAGAUUCUUAAGCACGAGGCGGAACGGCUGCCCAAUGGAAAGUAUGAGAAGGCACACUUCUACAGGACGCUAAACUUUGCCACCUUUGUUUUUCUCCUACUCGCCUUCUCCAUGGUUUUCUUGGGGUAUUCCCUCAACCUUGCCGGGGGCGGUUGCACCAUGUGCGUCUUCUUUGCAAGCGCCGUGACCCACCUAUGCAUCAAGGAUGGCAACGCGGAGCUGGAGCGGCAGCAUAAAUAUAUUGGCUCAUGGCUGGCGCUCUUUUGGGACAGUCUCGCAAUGCCCUGCCUGUUUGCCAUUGUGGGGUCAAAGAUCAGCAUUGGCUCCAUCUUCAAUAAAUAUUUUUUUCCCAAGGCUGUGGUGUGUCUCGUCUGCAGUACCGUCGUGCGUGUGGUCGUUACGUUUGUGGUUCAGCUUGGUGCCGGCAUGACUUUUUGGGAGAAGAUGCUUGUCUGUGCGGGGUGCAUCGGCAAGGCCACGGCGCAGUGUUCCAUCGGCACUAUCGCAGCAACACUCGUCGCGGAGGAAAUCGCUAACCUGGCUCCCGGUGAGCAGCCCUCGGCGGCGCUGCUACAGCGCAGGGAGUACGCGAACAACGUGCAACAGGUGGCAGCCAUGUACGUGAUGUUCAUGGCGGCAGUGGCAUCGGUCAGCCUUGUGCGUGGCGGCAUGGUGAUUCUCCCCAGGACUAAGCCGGAGAAGCGGUCACAACGCCCGCGGCCAUCGAUUGAGACUUCAAGUGUUGUGGACGACGCUGAGGAAGUUCGGAGCACUGAUGGGAACGAUGCCGCCAUAUUUAUGGAGUUGCAGGAGCGUGACCCCUACCCAACUCCCGUGGCGAGGGCAGUGUAG